AUUUGACAGUAGAAAAUUUGAUCCGAAACGUUCGACAAGUGGCGUUCGGUGUUAAAAGUGUAAUGUGCGGUACGUGUAAACAAAAGUGUGUGGAGUUUGUGCAAAAUGUUGAGCGAAGAUGACGCACGUCUGUAAUAAAUGUUAACCUCGUUAAACAACUUUGUGGACGUCGGUUUCAAGGAGUAUUUCUGUUACCGUCCGAACGAUCAGACAUUACAACUUGCAGUUUGGUCGUUGAAAGAGAAACCGUAGCACGAGGGGUGGAGAAGGCGGUGGAGAAGGGCAGAGAGAAAGUAAUUUCGGUGGAAAAGGAAAAGGAAAAGGAAAAGAGGCAAAAUGGGAGAGAAUCAUCAUCAACAACAGCAGCAGCAGCAGCAGCAGCAGCAGCAGCAGGAGGAACAGCAGCAACAGCAGCCGGUUCUUCGUUCGAUCAACAACGUGCACAGAUCGUUUGUUAAAUUUAUUAACAAAACGCUGCACAGCGUAAUUUUGUAUUGGAUCGACUAUCAAGGUCAGGCAGUCAGCUACGGUGUAUUGGCACCUGGUGAUUGCCGCGAUAUCGACACGUUCGUCACUCAUCCGUGGAUCUUCGUAGACAAGGAGACCAGAGACAGGUAUACAGUGAAUCAGAAGGAUGUAUUCUUUCCCGAGCCAUGGUUCGUCAGGUAUCGAGGGCUAAGGCGAAGCGAGUUGCCGCAAAGAUUCGAAAGAACCAAUGUCUAUAUCAUCUUGCCUGUUUACACGCUUCGUGAGUUGUCUUUGAGAGCGAUCAAAAGGCGCCUGACUUAUGAUCGUCAAGCGUUUCAACUGGACAUUCCGAGGAGUCUUCAGCACGAACUGGCGAUCAUGUUGCCGCGAAACGACGACGAUAACGAGGAAGAUGUAGACGAGAACGAGGACGAUCAUGGUAGUCGAAAUUCUUAGCGAUCGAUCCUGAAUCUUCUUGACCAUUCACACUCAGUAAGUCAAUCACACUCGAACGAUUCUAUUGAUAUUCUCCGGGGGAUCGGAUGUAUCGAGAAGUUCGCGAGAAAAGUGACGCUAAGGAAAUUUAUCUUUCUCUGCUUUUCCAGCUUCAAAGAGAUCCUUUCCAAUCGAAUUUUUCGGUUUUUCAUGAUGCAAUAUUCAGACUGCUAUCUACUCAACGCUUCUGAAUAUUUCAGCUUUUCUUAAUACUUUAUUUCCCCAAGUAUUAUAAUUAUGUUGCUUUUCUCUCGAAUAAAUCGCGCGAUACGUGUACAUACCUGUAAAAUAUGUAUCUUAUCGUUUGAAUUUCUUCUCAAACUCGUCGAAAUUCUUGGAUAGUUUUUUAAUCCCUUUUUUCGACAGUUUAAAGGCAAUAGUAAAUUGGGAAAGGAUUUUUGAAAAACGGGUCGAAACGUGCCAUCUUUAUAUCUCAAAUAUCGUUAAUUAGCAAUCGUUCGAAAGAAUGUACAUUUUUCACAAUUUUUAUCGAGCUUCUUAAUUAUUUUCAAACAUCAUUUAUUACUUAAUUUUAAUACUCUGAUCAUAGCUGAUUAACAAAUUUAUUUAAUUAGCAAUUGUUAUAUUAUGCAAUAUGUAGAUCACACCGAUGAAAUCGGUGUUGCAAUGAAAAUAGAAUCAGUGGUAUUUUUUACACUUGAUAUUUUUGUAAUCAAUACAUACUUGCUCCGAUCGUCGACGCGUUGUUUCAUUAGAAAGUCUCAUUUAUAACAACUUAUACAGUGGCAAUCUCUUACUAGUUCGAUGUAAGUUAUUCCCAUUCCAAGUAUAUUAAUUUUAAAAUACUUUUAUUAAAGAGUAAACAUUCUUUUUUUUUGUUUUUUUUUUUAUAUUAGAACUGUUAUGAAAAUUCGAAUAUUUGACAAUUAAAUAUU
Molecule: messenger RNA, 1859 nt
Organism: Osmia lignaria (orchard mason bee)
Lineage: Eukaryota; Metazoa; Arthropoda; Insecta; Hymenoptera; Megachilidae
Product: von Hippel-Lindau disease tumor suppressor
Source: RefSeq, a predicted model, not a curated record